Eremomyces bilateralis CBS 781.70 is the source of this 793-nucleotide messenger RNA. RefSeq lists its product as uncharacterized. Gene Ontology annotation, cellular component: cytosolic large ribosomal subunit; ribosome. The record is from RefSeq and is a predicted model, not a curated record. Lineage: Eukaryota; Fungi; Ascomycota; Dothideomycetes; Eremomycetales; Eremomycetaceae. Gene Ontology annotation, biological process: translation. Gene Ontology annotation, molecular function: structural constituent of ribosome; RNA binding. The transcript is spliced from 4 exons. The coding region runs from base 29 to 607 and encodes 192 amino acids.
CCGUCACCGCGUCCGAAAUACAGGCAAGAUGACGAACCUUCGGACGCAGAAGCGCCUCGCCGCCACCGUCGUCGGCUGCGGCCAGCGCAAGAUCUGGCUCGACCCCAACGAAGUCAGCGAGAUCAGCAAUGCCAACUCCCGCCAGACGAUCCGCAAGCUGGUCGCCGACGGCCUCAUCAUCGAGAAGCCCGUCACCAUGCACUCGCGGUCGCGCGCGAGGGCCCUGUCUGAGGCGAGGAGGAUCGGUCGUCAUCGAGGUUACGGAAAGAGGAAGGGUACUGCGGACGCGAGGAUGCCCAGUGCCGUUCUCUGGAUGAGACGUCUCCGUGUCCUUCGUCGAUUGCUCGUCAAGUACCGUGCCAGCGGGAAGAUCGACAAGCACCUCUACCACGAGCUCUACCACCUGAGCAAGGGUAACACCUUCAAGCACAAGCGUGCCCUCGUGGAGCACAUCCACAAGGCCAAGGCCGAGGCCCACCGUGAGCGACUCCUCAAGGAGGAGAUGGACGCCAAGAGGGCGAAGACCAAGGCGGCCCGGGAGCGAAGACAGGAGAGGAUCGUGGAGAAGAGGAAUGCGCUGAUGGCUGAUGAACCGGAGGAGAAGUAAGGAGAGCAAAAUUCGUCACGGUACUUCUUACGUAGAUGCGGUCAUUGAGCAUAAGGCAUGAGGCUUGCGUCUGGGACUCAUAAAUGGGUACAUUCAAUGGUGUUCACGUUGUCAUUCUAUCUGGAAAAUUAAGGAUUGCUCUUAUCAAUUUCGAAUGAUCAUCAAGUGAAUCUGACGCCAUCUACU